Musca vetustissima is the source of this 735-nucleotide messenger RNA. RefSeq lists its product as uncharacterized. The record is from RefSeq and is a predicted model, not a curated record. Lineage: Eukaryota; Metazoa; Arthropoda; Insecta; Diptera; Muscidae. The transcript is spliced from 3 exons. The coding region runs from base 1 to 735 and encodes 244 amino acids.
AUGGCUGGUGGGAAUACCAUAGAUCCAUCACUUGUAAAGGUUUCCUGUAAUUGGACACUUAUUUCUGGUUGCCCAUUGGACAAAGCUUUAAUUUUUGCUAACGCCGAUCCAGAUGUCUUUCAAAGACCUACAAACGACGAUCUCGUCGAUCAGGAUCGAGCAGUAUUGCUAAAUAAAACCAGCGAUGAUUCAGAAUAUUGCGAGUUGGAUAUACAAGUAUAUCCAGAAUACAAAAUUCAGGCAUUUUCAAUCGUCUGUAGCGUCGAUAAAAUAGAGAUAUUUCAAGGCCUGGCAAAAGAAUAUUUUGAAACUAUAUACGGUGAAAUACUAAUGGAUGAAGAUUAUAUGGACGAUCAAUUAAAAACAUAUCGCUUCGAUGUGGAAUUACAAAAAUCUGGAAUAACACGACUGACAAUUAAGACUGCUCCCAAUCCCAGGGGAAUAACAACUCUUAUACCAAAUUCGGACGAAAAUGCCACAAGUGAGUUGACCAAUGUAGAAAAAAGUAAACGUUUACUUGAGUUGUUGGCCCAGUCGAAAACCCUUAAAGAAAACACACAACAAUUUGAGAAUAUGAAUAUUGCUGAAAGUGAUAGAAGUGCAAUUUCAAUACAAGAUUACAUUGACAAAAGGUUGAGUGAAGUGGAAGAGCGUAUAAAUCAACGUUUGGAUCUUAUGGAACAGCGGCAAAUGUCAGUCCUUAAUCGCUUGUUAGAAAAAUUAGAAUCUAUGUGA